Molecule: messenger RNA, 1020 nt
Organism: Oldenlandia corymbosa var. corymbosa
Lineage: Eukaryota; Viridiplantae; Streptophyta; Magnoliopsida; Gentianales; Rubiaceae
Source: the annotation of a GenBank genome assembly
UUUCAAUCUUCGUUUGCCUAUAAAAAGGACAGUUGAUUCGUCUUGUAACCUCACCGCCUCACAUUGCUAAAACACACACACAAGCAUUACGUAGCAAAAAACACCUUAUUCAUUUUCAUUUGAUUUGUUACUUAGCAGUAAUAAUUAUGGCAGUGAAAACACUUGUUGUGCUUGUGGUAUUCAUGUUUGCCAUGAUCAGCACUGCCAUGGCUAACAAGAACCCUGACAAUUGGAACUACAAUUGGCCAUGGUACCCCCAUAAUACUAAUGCAACCCAACCCAAGAAGGUGGUCGUUGGUGGCUCCGAGAACUGGCACUUCGGCUUUAACUACACCGACUGGGCUCUUAAAAAUGGCCCCUUUUACAUUGGUGAUUCUUUAGUGUUCAAAUAUGAUCCACCAAAUGGCACCACAUUCCCACACAGCGUUUAUCUGUUGCCCAACUACUGGAGCUUCUUGAAGUGUGACCUGCGAUGGGCUAAAAAGAUUGCGGAUGUGAACCAAGGCGGUGGCGGUGGAUUCGAGUUCGUGUUGAAGAGGUGGCAGCCCUACUACUUUGCUUGCGGUGAAAAGGCCGGCUUCCAUUGCCGCAACGGAACUAUGAAAUUCCCGGUCAUGCCCCUCAUCCAUUGGGAUUGAUUCAUUCACUCAUGAGAGACAAACUCUACGACUUCUCUACGUCGUCUAAUCCAAUUUAUUAGCAAGAAAAAGAUGAGACUUUUUUGUGUUUUUUUUUUUUGGUAUUUUUUUACGUGAAACAAAUUAGUAGCUACAGAUUUCAUGUCCAAAACUCGACCACAUCACCUUAGUUACCUAAUGAAAUCCCAAAUAAAAAGGUGAUGUGGUUGAAGUUUGACACCAUGAAUGUUCUCAUCAUUUUGUAUUUGUUUACUUUUCCAAUUAUUGUGGUGACUUGCCUCAUCGUUGAGUCGAAAUAAUAAAUUUUAAUGUUAUAAUUCACGAUAUAAUGGGUGUUUCAUACUCGUAACAAAUUAAGUAAUGCAUAAUGCAAUAGUUUGAG